This is a messenger RNA of Vitrella brassicaformis, 2544 nucleotides long. The record is from the annotation of a GenBank genome assembly. Lineage: Eukaryota; Vitrellaceae.
GGUUGUUGUCGGGCUGUCACGUGCGCGUGGUGUUAAGAGGAGUUGGUCUUCAAGAAAGAAGAUGCGACGAUUCUUUUUAUUCUCGAGGCUGGUGUUCGUGACGGCUCUGCUGGUCUUCCUGUCGGCAGCUGAGGGCCGUCUGGUGAUCCUGCCAGGGCCAGAUGACUCCCUGGACCGGUGUGACACCAAGCUGGCCCCGUACUCCCCUUCUGUGCCCGUGGAAGGGCUGAGAGGGAUAGUGCAGUACUUCCCGAAGCUGUGCGCCUUCAACUCGACUGUGCCUGAAGCGAUAGACGAGGCGAAGCGUGUGUGGCUGUUCGACACCUGCAGCGACCUCCACAUAUGGUCGAUAAUCCAGGUCGGCAACAGCAAGGCGGACGCUUUGGUGUUCACUGGCAGCAACUUCACGGCGAGGCGGGUGGACCGGCGGGACGUCAAGGUGCCCGUCCUCUCCAUAUCCGGCAAAGUGCCCAGCGAGAUCAAGCAACGCAUCGCAGAGGACAACCAGGCAAGCCAUGCCACUGCACACGCACUCACACAAAGGGGAGCCCCACACAAGUGGACAGGUGUGUGUGUGUAUGUGUGUGUGUGUUGGAUUGGCAGGUUGAGGUGCUGAUCGACCCGCACCGAGCGGACUGGUUCAACUGCGAGGAGUUUGAGUCGCUUGAGCUGGUGUACGCCAUCCUGGCGCCGUGCUGGCUGUGUGUGUCGAUUCUGUGGUCGCUCAACACCUACAAGCGGCCGCACGUGAGCGUCAACCACCUGCACCGGUUCAUGACGGUCGCCCCGGUCAUCAAGACGGGCGUGUCGAUGGCGGGCUUCCUCAUGUUCGUCCAGUGCCGCAACACACAGCUGCAGGACAGAGCCACCACGGUACGCAGAGGGUGCAAGAUAGCCGUGGCUGGAUGGAUGGAUCGGUGUGUGUGGCGUGUUUGGUGUGUUUGGUGUGUGUCAGUAUUUCGCCAUGUGUUACCUGUGGCUGAGCACCAUGUAUGUGACGGUAUUUUUCACCGUGGUGCUGCUGCUGUCCAAGGGGUGGAUGCUCACACGGGAGGUCUUCUCCAGGAAGGAGUCAAUGACCGUCGCCAUACUGGUCGGUCGGUACGCAGCACUGCACCGAGGCAGCAGAGCAGUGGUGUCGGGGUCGUGUCGAUGGGUCAUUGUCCUUUUUGUUCUCUGUCGUUUGCUGUGUGCAGGUAGGGUUAGUUUACGUGGUUCAGUCUGCCAACCAGCUGAACCCCACUUUAUUGAUGCCCGCCCUUCUGCUGCUCUACGGCGUCCUCGCCGUCAUCUCUAUCAAGUCACCCACCCCACCGACUCGACUCGCACACCGACAGAUAGCAGCGCCACCACGGUUCCUUCCUCCCUCCCUUGUUCGUUUGUGCUGCACAGGUCAUGCCAGCGGAACCUGCACCAUCUGCAACUGCGCCUCCAGUACGUCCGCAUCAACAGGCUGGAGGUGUUCCAGCGGUCCCUCAAGCUCAAGCUGCUCAUGUUCCGCGUCCUCAAAUACACGCUGGCGGUCUUCUUCCUCACCGUGUUCGUCAGCCGGUGCAUCCUGCAGACGCUGCUGGGCCUCUGGGCGACCGGCUAUGUGGUGCUGGCGGUGCUGGACUUCUGUGUGUGGCUGGUGCUGGCCGUCACCUUCCGCGCGAGGCCGCCCAUUCUCUACUGGGACCUCAUCCAGCGGCAGGAGCCAUCCAACCACGUCAUACCCAUGUACCACGCCAUGCAAGACCCCGACAACAGCAGCGGGGCCGGCACUCCUUGCCGACACACGCCUACCGCACAGCCGGUGGCAACACCGGCUAUUUCUGAGGGCGAGCCGCCUGUUGUCGUGGUGCUCAACCCCACUCAGUCUGAGUACGAGAGGCAACGAGGAAAGGACGACCACCAGCCAUGUGGCACCCCUAGCAGCGGCGGCGGCGAGGCGGCCUCGCCGAUGUCGCCCGACCCGUGGCACCCUCUGUCCCAUGUGGUUCUCGGCACACCAUGUGGCAGGCCGCCUGCACAUCAUGCGCACGGAGGAGGGGAGAGGGAGAGCGGUGCGUGGGACGCGCUUAGUGGCGGGGGGCUGUCGCCGAGUUCCGUGUCGCGGCCUCUGCUGGAGCCGUCAGAAAGGGACAGGGACGACGGGCAGGAUAACGGAGUUGCCGACCACAGCGGUCACCAAAGGCGGUGGUGAUAUAGACAUGGGUGGGAUGCCAGGGUAGGUAGAGCUUUGGGAGUCUUGUGAGUCGUCGUAUGGUAGGUAUGGUUGCGAGGGAGAAAGGACCGACCGACCGGCGUGUUUUUGUGUGGAGGUGGUGGUGUGUGUCUGACUGCGGCCGUCUGUAUGUCUGUAUGUCUGUAUGUAUGUGGAUACAUACAUACGGUGAGUGCGUGGGUGGCGUCGUGGGUGGGCGCAGCCAGCCACUGCGGCAGCCGCACAGACAGACAGGUGAGGUGUAUUUGGAGUGGUCACACACAAACGGAGGAGGAGAAUGCCAUGUGUACGCCAUGAUUGAAUGUGACACGCAUGUAAAAUUGUUGCUGAGUUCAGAC